Molecule: messenger RNA, 1530 nt
Organism: Fusarium redolens
Lineage: Eukaryota; Fungi; Ascomycota; Sordariomycetes; Hypocreales; Nectriaceae
Product: P-loop containing nucleoside triphosphate hydrolase protein
Exons: 3
Coding region: 1-1530 (509 amino acids)
Biological process (GO): formation of translation preinitiation complex; positive regulation of translational fidelity
Cellular component (GO): eukaryotic translation initiation factor 2 complex; cytosol
Molecular function (GO): tRNA binding; translation initiation factor activity; GTP binding
Source: RefSeq, a predicted model, not a curated record
AUGUCUGCCAACGGCGACCCCAAAUACGACGACAUCGAGUCCGAAUCUGACUCCGGCGAGUCUGUCGGCCACAACGAGGCUGGCGAUGAGAAGCCCCUCAAGUCGGCUCUCAAGAAGUCCAACCCAGCUAUCGCAGAGCCCGCUGCUCAAAAACCUCCUCUGCCGCCACAAACCGACCCCAAAGAUCUCGAUGUUGCCAGCCUGACCCCUCUGACGCCCGAGAUUAUUGCCCGUCAAGCUACUAUCAACAUUGGCACCAUUGGCCAUGUAGCCCACGGAAAGUCCACCGUCGUCAAGGCUAUCUCGGGUGUCCAGACUGUUCGUUUCAAGAACGAGCUGAUCCGAAACAUUACCAUCAAGUUGGGUUAUGCCAACGCCAAGAUCUACAAGUGCGACAACCAAGCAUGCCCUCGGCCUGGAUGCUACCGCAGUUACAAGAGUGAGAAGGAGGUUGAUCCUCCUUGUGAGCGAGAUGGUUGCGGCGGUACUUACAGGCUAUUGCGACACGUCUCGUUCGUUGAUUGCCCCGGUCACGAUAUUCUCAUGAGCACCAUGUUGUCAGGCGCCGCCGUCAUGGACGCCGCCCUCCUCCUCAUCGCCGGUAACGAAUCUUGCCCUCAGCCCCAGACCUCCGAGCACUUGGCUGCUAUUGAGAUCAUGAAGCUCGACAAGAUUAUCAUUCUCCAGAACAAGGUUGAUCUUAUGCGAGAAGAGGCUGCGCAGCAGCACUACCAAUCCAUCCUCAAGUUCAUCCGAGGAACUGUUGCCGGCAAGUCCCCAGUCAUCCCCAUCUCUGCCCAGCUCAAGUUCAACAUCGAUGCCGUCAACGAGGCCAUUGUCAACACCAUUCCCGUUCCUCCCAGAGACUUCAGCAUAGACCCUCACAUGAUCGUCAUUCGAUCAUUCGACGUCAACAAGCCUGGUUCCGAGAUCGAUGAACUCAAGGGUGGCGUUGCUGGUGGCUCUAUUCUCCACGGUGUCGUCAAGCUUGGUGAUGAGAUCGAGAUCCGACCUGGUAUUGUCUCCCGAGACGAUAGUGGUGCCCUAAAGUGCACUCCCAUUUUCAGUCGAGUCGUCUCGCUUAACUCCGAAGCCAACGACCUCAAGUACGCUGUUCCCGGUGGUCUCAUUGGUGUCGGCACCCGAAUCGACCCUACUCUGUGCCGAGCCGAUCGUCUUGUCGGUUUCGUCUUGGGUCUCAAGGGCCGUCUUCCCGAGAUCUACAGCGAGAUCGAGGUCAACUUCUACCUUCUCCGCCGCCUGCUCGGUGUGAGGACCGCCGAUGGCAAACAAGCCAAGGUUGCUAAGCUCGCUAAGAACGAGGUUAUCAUGGUUAACAUUGGUUCUACCUCUACUGGUGCCAAGGUUGCUGCUAUCAAGAACGAUGCUGCUAAGCUUGUCCUGACCAGCCCCGCCUGUACCAACAUUGGCGAGAAGGUUGCUCUGAGCAGACGUAUUGAGAAGCAUUGGCGUCUUAUUGGUUGGGCUACCAUUGCUGCUGGUGUGACCCUCGAGCCCAGCACUGCUUAG